This is a messenger RNA of Bipolaris zeicola 26-R-13, 393 nucleotides long. RefSeq lists its product as uncharacterized. The transcript has a single exon. NCBI's taxonomy places the organism in Eukaryota, Fungi, Ascomycota, Dothideomycetes, Pleosporales, Pleosporaceae. The annotation marks the transcript as partial. The record is from RefSeq and is a predicted model, not a curated record.
AUGCCAAAGAGUAAUUUUUCAGCUUUAAAGUAUAGAGAAGAGGUGGCGUUAUACAAAGAGCACGCGGCAAAGCUUCACAGUCACCAGAAGCCAAACAUCAGCUCUUAUGCAAAAACCCACAACUUAGGCUAUAAACGUCUCCUCCGCGCCUAUAAGAACGCGCCUACGCGCAGCGAUAAAAAGCCAACCAAUUAUCGGCUGAAUGACGCCCAAGAUCUUGCCCUUGAGCGCUACCUUAACGCAAUCAAUGCUAUCGGCUUCGGUAUACAUCACCGCAUGAUCGCGCAACAAGCCUACGCGUUGCUUCAAGAGUCGUACAUGGGACCAGACGAAUCACCGACGCCACUAGGUCAUAACUGGGCUCGACGCUGGCUACAGAGGCAUCCAAAGUAC